Molecule: messenger RNA, 696 nt
Organism: Hypoxylon fragiforme
Lineage: Eukaryota; Fungi; Ascomycota; Sordariomycetes; Xylariales; Hypoxylaceae
Exons: 2
Coding region: 1-696 (231 amino acids)
Source: RefSeq, a predicted model, not a curated record
AUGGCCCUUGCUGGCCAGACUAUCGCUGAGCCUCUCCGUCAGCCGUACAAGCUAGACCUCGCCGUCAUGUCCACCAGGAGCAUGUUUGGUCUUGAACGCCGCCAGGGAGAUGAAGGAUAUGCCCCUGAGCAACAGUUUUGCAGUUCUGGUAAGACCUGCGCUGAAGCUUGUGGCAAGGGUUUUGAGCAAUGUGCUUCGAAUGACAACGUCGUUCAUUGCUUUAACAAAAGGGCCAAGCAGACUUGCUGUCCUAGCUUGAGCGGAGAUUCUUGCGAUGAUGGCUACUUUUGCACAUCUGAUGACAAAGGCGCCACUUGGUGCUGCCCCGACAGUAUGACUUUGGAGCAGUGCGCUAAAGCGUAUAACCUUCCCGGCUCUCUUGUGUCGGAAGCCCCGCCGUCCACUUCAACCAAGUCAUCAUCUACCCAAACUUCUGCUACUACAGCUAAGACCACUAGUAGCACUACAACAAGUACUUCCUCCACAUCCCCCCCACCUCCCACAUCUACCACAAGCACAUUUGUUUCUGAGAAUGCCACAGAUACCACAGAACCCCUGACCACAAACACCAUGCCUGCCCCAACUACUUCACCGACACCACCCACCAAUGGAAUCGUCGCAGCAGGUAGCGGGAACCUCCAUAUCCCCUUGGGAAUGAUGAUCCUUGCCGCAGGUGGCUUCGUUAUUCUCCUCUAG